UUGCUAAAGAGGUUGGAGUUAUGAGGUCAAUGAUGUUUGCUUUUCCAAACCUGGAUUCAUGGUAAUUGUCUAUUCGAGGUUCUAGAUGUCGAAAAAUCGAAAUAAGGGUUAAGUUUCAUGUUGAAGAAACGUUAGUUUCUGAAAUGGAUUCAUGGCUUGUUGCAGCAGCAGCAACUGCUGGGUGUUUUGCUGAAUAUUGGCGUAAUCACCGUAGGUAUAGGACUAGCUAUCCUGAGUUAAGAACUCAAAAGGCUGAAAUUGGGACCGGUCCCUUCUGCGGAUCGGCUCCGAGAAGCAAACUCCAGGGCGAUGUUUAUUCAAAGGAAGAGAUGUUUCAGCUGAAGUGGAUUCCGCUAGCGGAUUCGAUAGUGAUAUGGUGGGAAGUUUGGGACUUGCGCCGAUUGCUAUUCGAUUUCUCAAUCAAGUUUAGCAUACGGAUUCUCAAAUGAUCCAAGCCUAAGAGAAGAUCAAUGUAGAAAGGGACCUAGAAUGGACAUUUUCAGUGAUCCUCAUAGGAAAACCAGCUUACUUGAAACUAGAUAUUCAUAUGGUCAUUUACUUAAACCUUUAAGUUCCUUAGAGAGUUCCAUGAUGGCUGAACUAUAUAUGCAACAUGUUGAGAUGGAAGAGUACGUAUGUACUUCUCUUCCAUCGCCACCAUCUGUUAUAUCGAGACCACUGAUCGUAACCGAUGGAAGCCAGUUAAUCAGCAGAGCAAUGGCGGUUCUUCGAGUGGAUCGAAUGGAACUAUGGAUAGUAAGAUGCAUAAUCAAGCCACUUCGGAAAAGAGUGGAUAUGUACGGGAUCCCUCCGUUACCAAAAUCAAGUUCGUUGGAUCCCCCCAAGAAGUUGAAAUUUAAGAGAGGAACUGGUGCAGUGGAGAACAAAGUGUUCCUUGCAAAAUGGAUAACGAAAAGCAGAUGCAUUCACACAGGGUCCGGACGAUGGAGUAGUUCUCUUAUGUCUCGGGAUUUCUAUUGGUAUAAUGUCUUCUUACAUCAUAAACCAAAAGGGAAGUUUCGAAAUUGAGAGGGUUAUUAAAGCAUACUGAGAAUGUAGUUCAAGAUCUUCGAGAUGAGCUUGAGAUGAAAAAUUCAAUGACAGUUCAUGAGAUAGCUAAUGAGAAGAAUGAAUCACAGGCGACGUAUGACAAUUCGAUUCAUGACAGGGUUGAACAGAAUUUGGAUAAUUUGAAACGAUGUUAUGGUAGAGAAUCUUAUUAUGAUAGGGUAGAGGGAAGUUUGGAGUCAAUGAGUCGAAUUGAAGCCGAGCUUGAAGCUGAACUCGAGAGGAUGGGUCUAAACAUGAAUGUAUCUAACCUGGAGAAAAGAGUGUCUGAUCUUGUCGAGCUUGACCUGGAUUUUGUAGCGGAUUUCACCGACGGUGAAUUGAGGUCCGAUAUGGUCAAUGUGCAGGCUCUUGUCGAAUCUGUGUCUGACGAAGAUAGAUGUGGCAGUUCAACUACUCAUUCCGGAAAUUAUGCAGUCUCACCGCGAGAGUUGAGCUUGCGUCUACAUGAAGUCAUUCAAUCGAGGCUUGAAGAACACGUUGAGGAACUUGAGACGGCCCUCCGGAACAGCCAGAGGAAGGUGAAGCUAAUGAAAUCAGAGAAUAAGAAUUCAUGUAAGGUCUCUAACAGCGAAUGGAAAUUUAAUGAAGAGUUCGAUUACCUAUCCGAUCCUCUAGUUAUGAAACUAUCAGGGGAAGCUUUAGAUGCAUACAACGAAGCUUGCCAGGUACUGUCGAAGACGGAUGAAUCCGAAGAAGAAGAUGAUGCGGGACUGGACAUUUAUCAAAGUAACCAUCAAGACGAGCUGCCUAAGUAUGAUGGAAAGAGCACAAACGGUUCCUUCCUGCAUCGGUGUCCGAAGAACAUAAUGGAGGAGGCCAUUUAUGGUGGGGGAAGAACAUCGGAAGAUCAAACUUCAAGGGUUCAUGGAUUGCUUGAUGUCGGUGUUAAUGAAGAUGAAUAUGGUGACUGUGAUGAUGAAAUGGAAAAGCAACUGAUAGAGAAGAUUGUGGAGAACAGUAAGAAAGGAUCUGAUGCACUGCUAAAUGCACAGAGGAUAUUGUUUUCCUCGUAUGAAACUUAACUUAUGUUACAUCCACUCUUUUCCAUUUCUCUUAAAUAUUUUUAUAAGAUAUAAUAGAAUGUUUAAAUAUUUAUGUAUAAGAUAUAGAUUUUUCUUAAAAUUCUUUUCUUUUUGUAAAGAGAGACACUUUGUACUAUAAAAUGCUUACCUUUU
Molecule: messenger RNA, 2246 nt
Organism: Hibiscus syriacus
Lineage: Eukaryota; Viridiplantae; Streptophyta; Magnoliopsida; Malvales; Malvaceae
Exons: 3
Coding region: 1086-2093 (335 amino acids)
Biological process (GO): asymmetric cell division
Source: RefSeq, a predicted model, not a curated record